CUAUUCUCAUUCAACUAUUUUGGCGGGUUCCCUCACAUUGCGUGUUCCUUCACAUUGCGUGUGUCUCGUGGAACACAAUUACCAAAAUUAUUUAUCUAGAAUGGUGAAUUUGGUUUUAAAUAAUGUUCCCAUUGAAUUUCCAUUCCAGCCUUAUGAUGUACAAGAGAAAUUCAUGGAGCGUGUGAUAGAAUGUCUUCAAAAAGGUGUAAAUGGUUUGUUGGAAUCUCCUACUGGCACAGGAAAAACUUUGUGCUUACUUUGUUCGACAUUGGGUUGGUUAGCAACACGAAAAGCACAAAUACAGUCUGGUCAAUUAGCUGGAGAUAUGGGAGUGGAUAUUAAAAAUCAAUUAAGUAAUGCAACUGGGCUUGGAUGGGGAGAUGCUGCUACUCCUGGAGCUGGAGUACCCAAAAUCAUUUAUGCAUCCAGAACUCAUUCUCAGCUCAGCCAGGUCAUUUCUGAAUUAAAACGGUCCUCUUACAGAUAUAUGAAGGUAUGCAUCCUUGGAUCUCGUGACCAACUGUGCAUUCAUCCAGAAGUGUCAAAGGAAACAAACAAUGCUGUAAAGCUUCACAUGUGCCAUGCUAGAACUACUACUCGUACUUGCUACUUCCACACAAAUCUAGAUGCUAAGAAAGAGGAACCAGACUUCAAAAUGGAUGUAUUGGAUAUUGAAGACUUGGUGACUUUGGGGAAAAAACAUUCUGCUUGCCCUUAUUUUAUGACAAAAGAAAUUCGUAAGGUAGCUGACAUCAUCUUUAUGCCAUACAACUACCUUCUUGAUCCUAAAGUGAGAAAAAUUCACAACAUUGAACUCCAGGGAAAUAUUGUUAUAUUUGAUGAGGCCCACAAUGUUGAGAAAAUGUGUGAAGAAUCUUCAUCUAUUGAACUUAGAAGUUUAGAUAUAGCCCUUUGUGUUGAUGAAGUCACCCAGGUCAUGAAAAAAUUCCGAGAAAACAGUGAUAAUGAUGGAAUAAUGGAUAUUUUAUCUCCUUCAACACCGAAAGAUUUCUCUUUAGAUGACCUCUGUAUUUUGAAAGCCAUGUUUUUGGAGUUAGAGAAAGCAAUCGAUGCGAUACCAAUCACUUCGCCGGAGGGAAAUACUUUACCUGGUGAAUUUAUGCUGGAUAUAUUAGCCAAGGCAGAUCUGAGUCCUGGGAAAAAGGAUGUGAUUGCAGAUCUCCUCGAUCGGGUUAUUCAGUUUUUAACCGUUGCCAGCACAUCUCCAUAUCAGCGUAAAGGCACUGGACUGCAAAAAUUCUCUGAUCUAGUCAAGAUUGUAUUCAGUAAAAGCCAUUUUACUGCCGAUCACAUGGAACGUGUGAAAAGAUCAUAUAAGGUUCAUAUUAAAGUUGAGCAGCCAAAAUCUCGUAGCAAAGGCGAUUCUUGGAGCACUCCCAAAGUGGUUGGUAAAGCAGGUCGAGUUCUGUCGUACUGGUGUUUCAGUCCCGGUUUUGGAAUGCGGGACUUGGUGGAAGAAGGAGCCAGAUGCCUCAUUCUCACAAGUGGAACUCUCUCACCGCUAAACAGUUUCGCUGCUGAAUUGCAAGUCCCCUUUCCCGUUACACUUGAAAAUCCUCAUAUUAUUUCUAGCAGCCAAGUUCUUGUUGGAGUUGUUACUCACGGUCCUGAUGGUACUCAGUUAGACAGCAGCUACAAAAAUCGAUCCAAUUCCCAGUAUGUUCAAUCAUUGGGUCGAACUAUCCGGAGCACCGCACAAGUAGUUCCUGAUGGAUUGUUGGUUUUCUUCCCAUCGUAUCCAGUAAUGAAAGCUUGUCAAGAAGCUUGGCAGCUCUCUGGUCUAUGGGACGCAAUCAAUCAAGUGAAACCCAUUUUCGUUGAACCCAAUUCUAAGGAAGGAUUUCAAGAGGCUAUGACUGGCUUCUAUAAUGCGGUUGCGUCCGAAGAUCGCAAAGGUGCGUGUUUCAUGGCAGUUUGCCGUGGUAAAGUAUCUGAGGGAUUGGAUUUCUGUGACGGCAAUGGCAGGGCUGUGAUUAUUACUGGGCUUCCCUAUCCACCGUCGCGUGAUCCUCGAGUCAUGGAGAAACAAAAGUACCUUGAAGACAACCGUAAAAAUCCUCAAUUUAAGGGAUUGACAGGACAACAAUGGUAUCGACUGGAAGCCACUAGAGCCGUCAAUCAGGCAAUCGGUCGUGUCAUUCGUCAUCAAAAGGAUUACGGAGCUAUUCUCCUAUGUGAUCAACGUUUUUCCGGUAAAGAUAUUAUUCAACAGCUGUCAGCUUGGGUUCGGCCACGUGUAGUGAAUUUCCCCAAAAUUGGUCCGUUAUUGCGCGAUCUCGGGAUUUUCUUCCGUAAUGCUGAAGUCACAUGUCCUGGCUCCUCUAGAGCUAUACGAGCGCCAACUGCAGUCGAUUCACAUCGUGACAAAACGAAGAACUCACGUUCUACCGUGGAUUCGUUCCAUCAUGCUCUUAGCUCGGGUUCAUCUCGAGUAACCUCUCAUCAUCCUGCAAAGGCAAACACUGUUCAAGCUGAAGCCUAUCACUUGGAUCUCUCAAGUUAUUCCUCGACCUUGAAGCCGAAAUUGGCGAAAGAAACUUCCAUUUUUGAUGGAUCGCAAGCAACAAACCAUUUUAUUGAUUUCAAUGAAACAGCUUCGCCCUCUUUGUCGAUUGUUCCCGAUAAGAAACCAGUUUGUCCGCCGGCCAUCAAAAAGAGGAAAAUAACCAUUGUUUCGGAUGCAGAAAAGGCCAAGUACGACCUCCGGCGUAUUAAACUUGAAACAGCUGAACCGACGUCUUCUAUGGCGUCCACGUCCUCCUGCCAGUCUACUGGUGUUGGGACGGAUAACAGGAGGGAAAAAGCAGCACAAUAUUUAAAAUCCGUCAAGACUUUACUGGACCCUACUCGCUACACUACGUUUUCGGACAAGAUUCGGGACUACCGAUCUGAUAAGAACUACGAUUUGCUGAUUCCUACACUCAAGAAACUUUUUCUUGAAGAUCACAAACUCCGUCAUCUGUUCAAAGGAUUUCGUCAGUUCCUAUCGAAGGAGGAUACGCCAAAGUUUGAUGAAGAUUGUAGAAAAAUUGAAAUUUAGUCCAUUUCUUCUUAUUAUUUUUAAUGGUGAAUUAAAAAUUUGUUUUCUAUUUGAUAAACACGAAUUACGAACUUAA
Messenger RNA from Daphnia pulex (common water flea), 3137 nucleotides. RefSeq names its product regulator of telomere elongation helicase 1 homolog (gene Rtel1). Gene Ontology annotation, biological process: negative regulation of t-circle formation; DNA repair; DNA recombination. The record is from RefSeq and is a predicted model, not a curated record. Gene Ontology annotation, molecular function: DNA helicase activity; ATP binding; DNA binding. NCBI's taxonomy places the organism in Eukaryota, Metazoa, Arthropoda, Branchiopoda, Diplostraca, Daphniidae. Bases 101 to 3061 code for a protein of 986 amino acids. The transcript is spliced from 11 exons. Gene Ontology annotation, cellular component: nucleus.